AUACAAACCGGUGUUUAGUCGAUUUAUGUGGUAUGAAGGUGAACAAAGGACGUUAGACUAAAAUUUAGUGGAAUAGAGUUACUUAUAAUUUAAGUCCAAUUAAUAUUCUAAAUUCAAAAACUUUUUUCGAGGUUGCACGUUAGAAAUUAACAUUUUGUUUCUCCUUGAUAAUAAUAAUAGAACAAAAUGAGUGUGUGCCUAAUCGUAAUCGACGGCUGGGGAAUUUCCGAUCAUAAAAUGGGGAACGCAAUUCUCAAUGCACGUACACCGGUAAUGGAUAAACUUGUAGCUGCUCCAGACCAAUACUGCACUUUAGAUGCUUCUGGGCUAUCGGUAGGCUUACCUGCUGGUUUGAUGGGCAACAGCGAAGUAGGACACAUGAACAUCGGUGCAGGUAGAGUUAUAUAUCAAGACAUUGUAAGAAUCAAUAUGGACGUAGAAACUAAGAAGAUUUAUGAUAAUAAGUAUGUUUUGGAAGCAUGUAAUUAUGCCAAGUCCAACAAUGGGCGACUUCAUUUCUUGGGUUUAGUAAGUGAUGGGGGAGUUCACUCUCAUAUUAACCAUUUGUUUGCCCUACUUGAAGCUGCCAAAUCACAUAAAGUUCCAAACACGUAUAUUCAAUUUUUUUCUGAUGGCCGAGACACAAGCCCAACUAGUGGUGUAACGUAUGUUCAACAGGUUUUGGAUAAAAUCAAAGAACUUGAGUAUGGUUCUUUGGCCACCAUAAUGGGUCGCUACUAUGCGAUGGAUCGGGAUAAGCGUUAUGAGCGUAACAAGAUUGCGUACGAAGGUCUGGUCCAGGGAAUUGGAGAGAAAACAUCACCAGAAGAGGUCAUUGAAGUAAUUAAGAAACGAUAUGAAUCACAAGAAGAUAAACAGACUGAUGAGUUUCUUAAACCUAUUAUUCUUGAUCAGUCUGGAUUAAUCCAAGAUAACGAUACCUUGGUUUUUAUUGAUUUUCGUUCUGACCGCAUGAGACAAAUUGUCGAGGCUUUUGGUCUAGAGAGGCAUUUUGAAACUGACAAAGUAGCUCAGAAUCUAAAUAUUUUUACAAUGACCAAAUACAAGAAGGAAUUCCCAUUUUCCAAUCUCUAUCCUCCAGAAAUACCAAAAAAUGUACUGUCAGAGUGGAUUUCAUGUAAGCAACUACCUCAAUUUCACUGUGCAGAAACAGAGAAGUAUGCCCAUGUUACAUUUUUCUUCAAUGGGGGUCAGGAAAAGGCAUUUCCACUUGAAGAUCGACAAAUGGUUCCAUCUCCCAAGGUUGCAACAUAUGAUCUGCAACCAGAAAUGAGCUGUGAAGGGGUAGCUCAAGAAAUGGUCAAGGCUAUAGAGACUGGUAAAUAUCCAUUUAUUAUGUGUAAUUUUGCUCCUCCUGACAUGGUAGGCCACACUGGUGUUUAUGAAGCUGCUUUAAAAGCAGUAGAAGCUACUGAUAGAGCUAUAGGAAUGAUUCAACAAGCCUGUGAAAAGCAUGGAUUUGUGAUGCUUGUUACAGCUGAUCAUGGGAAUGCAGAAACAAUGAUUGACGAAAAAGGUGGUCCAGUUACUGCACACACAACCAACAGAGUUCCUUUCUGUAUGACAGGAUACCGGAAGUUCAAAAAAAUUGAGCAUAAUGCUGCACUUUGUGAUGUGGCUUCAACUGUCCUUGAUUUAAUGGGACUCGACAUUCCUCCUGAAAUGACUGGACAGUCUCUUCUAGCUUAAUGAUAGGGUUACCUGUAAAAAUGCUUUACUUCUUAGGACUAUUAGCUUUUAUAGGAAAUUUGCUUAUGUAUUUUUUUGCUGGUGACUAUAUAGCAUAUAGGUCACACUGAUUGGUAAUCAUAUUAAUAUAUUCUGUUAAGUAUUUUAUAAUUUUGUGUAUUACUGUAUUUGCCUUUUAUCAGUGAUUUAUAAAUACUUUCAGAACCUAAUACAUUUUGCAUUCCAUGUUAAUUUACAAAUUGAGCAUUUUUUUGUGUAUUCUUUUUUAUUAAUUAUACAAAACCAGUAAUUUUUUCUUUAAAAAAUAUUUUGUAAUUGGCCAUACGUAUAUUUACAUUUGUUUAUUUUGUAUCCCAUGAAUGAUGAUAAAAGUUUUCACUUGUGUUCUUUCAGUUCUGGGCUGAUACAUAGUAUGUUGAAGUCAUUUUUGUGUGUUAAGGAUAUGGUGACUUAAGAAAGAAAUUAAACUAUUGUUCAGGAUGUUAUGAUUCCUAAAAACUGACCAUUUUCAAAAUUUAUAUACACGUGUUAGUUUCUUCACAUUAAUCCAACGGAGAGAGAGAAAUCAGGAUUAUUUUUAUUCUAGCAAAAAUUUUUCCAUAGCAGUGUACACGUGAGCUUAUAACUACAAGUUUAAUGGUUACUAAUAAUGAAUAAUAUAAGUUAUUUUUGUAACAUUUUGGUUUUGUUAUUUAGGGUUACUUAUAUUCAUUGCUCUAUAGAAAAUAGUUUUUUUAAUCACAGAAUGUAACUUAAUGUUUUUACCUUUCAGUGUGUGAAAUUUAGGAUUAGUUAGGACUAGGUUUAUAACUGAAGAUUUAUGAACAAGUUCUCUUUUUUAUAAUAGAGACUAGGCUUCUGGGCUAUUUCUUUAUUUUGAUUCAUUAGACAAUUUCUGCAUAAAAUAUUAUAAACAAAUUUCAAUAAAUAUAUAUAUAUUGAAAAGAAAAGUUUAAAGGAGUAUUCAUUAAAAGUGUUGAAAUAAACACUUCUUUUUUUUUUUCUUUUUAGCUUAUUAGAUGUAAUUGUUUUGUAGUUAUGCAUAGAGUUUUUAGCCAAAGGACAAAGAUGUAGUAAAACAAGUUACAUAUCAUUACAGUAUUUGUAGUACCAAGAACACAAAUAGUUGAAUACAACAAAGAAUGGUUUCAGUUGCAGCCAGUUAAAUCUGAAUUUUGUGAAAUUCCAUAAAAACAAAAUGUUUUGUUUAGGUGGCUUCUUGUUGAUCAUAAACAAUUCGAACAUGUUGUGAAAAAAAAAUGACCAAUUUAUUUAUGGAGUGGCCUUGUAUUUUGACUUGUUCCUUGAUUAUGAAAGUAUUAAAGAAUGAUGAUAUUCAA
Messenger RNA from Limulus polyphemus (Atlantic horseshoe crab), 3050 nucleotides. RefSeq names its product 2,3-bisphosphoglycerate-independent phosphoglycerate mutase-like. Gene Ontology annotation, molecular function: manganese ion binding. Gene Ontology annotation, cellular component: cytoplasm. NCBI's taxonomy places the organism in Eukaryota, Metazoa, Arthropoda, Merostomata, Xiphosura, Limulidae. The record is from RefSeq and is a predicted model, not a curated record. The coding region runs from base 187 to 1710 and encodes 507 amino acids. Gene Ontology annotation, biological process: glucose catabolic process. The transcript has a single exon.